This is a messenger RNA of Nannospalax galili (Upper Galilee mountains blind mole rat), 1900 nucleotides long. RefSeq names its product transmembrane protein adipocyte associated 1 (gene Tpra1). The transcript has 12 exons. The record is from RefSeq and is a predicted model, not a curated record. Gene Ontology annotation, molecular function: G protein-coupled receptor activity. Gene Ontology annotation, biological process: G protein-coupled receptor signaling pathway. NCBI's taxonomy places the organism in Eukaryota, Metazoa, Chordata, Mammalia, Rodentia, Spalacidae. Bases 494 to 1603 code for a protein of 369 amino acids. Gene Ontology annotation, cellular component: plasma membrane.
GGAGGUCGGGCCUAAGUGCCAGUAGCAGGGGCCGUGGAUGUUUUUCCAGAGUUGGCGGCACGAAAAACCCCGGCCUCGGCGCCUAUGGGUCGCCACUGCCAGGAAGGGCUCACUGGGGUCCUCAGGGCCCGAGGGCCCGGCGCGCCGACGGUAUCCCGCCACGCGCCAUCCCCCUGCGUGGCGCUCAGGCGGUCCCCGGACCCCGCGGCUCUUGCGCGACGCUCCCCGGCUGCGGCUGCCUACCGGGGUCGGAGUCCCGUGGCCUGUGCCGGCCCCCGGCUGGGCUGAACGCCGCCCGGCUCUCAGGGGUUUGGUCAGGAGGCCUGGGACUGAGUGACAGAAAACAUGUAAACACACCUGCUUCAAAUGGAGCCUGGUGGUGGCACACACCUUCCAUCCCUACAUUCCACCCCCCACCCCCACCCCCGUGGGUGGAGGCAGGAGGAUCUGGAGUUCAAGGCCAGCCUUGGCUACAUAGGCCACUGCCUGAGAGAUGGCCAGCCUUCAGGAGGCCAACGGGAGCACAGCAUGGACGCCACCCCCAGCAUCUGAUAUCAGUGAGCCCCACCCCUGCCUGCUACUGCUGUAUGAAGACAUCGGCUCUUCCAGAGUCAGGUACUGGGACCUCCUGCUGCUCAUCCCCAAUGUGCUCUUCUUCAUCUUCCUGCUCUGGAAGCUUCCAUUAGCCCGGGCCAAGAUCCGAGUCACUUCCAGCCCCAUUUUUAUCACUUUCUACAUCCUGGUGUUCGUGGUGGCCCUAGUGGGCAUUGCCCGGGCUGUGGUGUCUAUGACGGUCAGUGCCUCAGAUGCUGCAACAGUUGCUGACAAGAUCCUGUGGGAGAUUACCCGCUUCUUCCUGUUGGCCAUUGAGCUGAGUGUGAUCAUCCUGGGCCUUGCCUUCGGUCAUCUAGAGAGUAAGUCCAGCAUCAAGCGGGUGCUAGCCAUUACCACAGUGCUGUCUCUGGCCUACUCAGUUACCCAGGGGACCCUGGAGAUCCUGUACCCUGAUUCCCACCUUUCAGCUGAGGACUUCAACAUCUAUGGCCAUGGCGGCCGCCAGUUCUGGCUGGUCAGCUCUUGCUUCUUCUUCCUGGUGUACUCACUGGUGGUGAUCCUCCCUAAGACCCCACUGAAGGAGCGUAUAUCUCUGCCCUCGCGGAGGAGUUUCUAUGUGUAUGCUGGCAUCCUGGCCAUGCUCAACCUGCUGCAGGGGCUAGGGAGCGCGCUGCUGUGUGCUGACAUCAUCGAGGGGCUCUGCUGUGUGGACGCCACCACCUUCCUGUACUUCAGCUUCUUUGCACCGCUCAUCUAUGUGGCCUUCCUCAGGGGCUUCUUUGGCUCGGAGCCCAAGAUCCUCUUUUCCUACAAAUGCCAAGUGGAUGAGGCUGAAGAGCCAGACAUGCACCUGCCGCAGCCCUAUGCCGUAGCCCGGCGUGAGGGAUUGGAAGCUGUAGGGCCCACUGGAGUCUCAGGGGCCAGCUACUCCAGCACACAGUUUGACUCUGCUGGGGUGGCCUAUCUAGAUGACAUUGCAUCCAUGCCCUGCCACACGGGCAGCAUCAACAGCACAGACAGUGAGCGCUGGAAAGUCAUCAACGCCUGAGUGGGCACCCUGGCCACAGCUGGACCUAUGAGGACAGAAUGACUCCCAGACAGAGCAGAGCAUGGUUCAGGAACUCUGCAGGCAGCAUUCGAGGCUGCAAGCUUCUUCCUGCUCUCCACCCCUAGUUCCCCUUGGCCACUUGUGUUCCAGCUGGGGACCCCCGCCUUCUCAGCACUCAUAGUUGUGCUGGGGGUCCAGCACGCCUCACCCCUUCCCCACAGCCGUCAGCCUCCUUGGCCGAGGGGCUGCAGUGUGUAUAUUUUCUUGAUCCAUUUUUUAAUAAAAGCAGAAAGCAUA